Messenger RNA from Symbiodinium necroappetens, 4965 nucleotides. The record is from the annotation of a GenBank genome assembly. NCBI's taxonomy places the organism in Eukaryota, Dinophyceae, Suessiales, Symbiodiniaceae.
AUGGCCGCCAAGGUGAUUGUCUGCGCAGGUGCAACGCUGCCUGAAGGACGCAAGCUCCGGGUGGCGGUGAUUGGCGGAGGGCCUGCAGGCGCCAGUGCUGCAGAUGCUUUGGCCCAGGAGGGAAUCGAGACUUACCUGAUCGAGCGGAAGAUGGACAACUGCAUGCCGUGUGGUGGUGCGAUUCCAUUGUGCAUGAUCGACGAGUUCGGCCUUCCCAAAGACAUUGUUGACCGGCAGGUCAAAAAGAUGGCCAUGAUCUCGCUCACCAACAAGGAAGUCCAGAUUGGUCAGACCCUCAAGCAUGACGAAUUCAUUGGCAUGGUUCGCCGCGAAGUCCUUGAUGACUUCCUCCGACAACGGGCCAAGAAGAAUGGUGCCACACUGAUCAACGGGCUUUUAUGGGCAAGCAAUGCUCGCAAGGGCGAGAAGAAGGUGCUGGAAGUCGACGUGGUGAUUGGUGCCGAUGGGGUAAACAGCCGCGUUGCAAAGGACAUUUGGAUGUUGCUGUCACUGCUUGGAGACGUGGGGUUGAGCAUGAUUAAGCGGCGUACUAGUCUGGGAAAGGAGCUGGGAGCCGCCACUAUCGUGGAUCCACUUCUCCCGUGGAGUGGACGAGUCGCAGCCACCGGUGCUUCAAGGACGUCGAACGGGCCCUUAGUGCCCUUCCUGCUGCGGGCUUCGGACUUGGAGCUCAACUUUCACGGUGCAGAGUUUCUGGCCAUUGGCAAGACCAUGUGCGGCAAAGCCGGCGGGCCCGACGGAUGGACCCAGCUUCUUUCUGAAGCUGCCUGGGCCUGGCACGACUUUGGAGUGCCACUCUCGCUGCUCUGUGUCGCCUACCGUAUCGGAGCCAAGGCAAUGUUGUCGCAAGUGACUACAUGGGCAGAAGAGUGGCUCGGGCAUCAGGCUAGUGGCGGUGUCCCUCGCCGUUCCCUGAAGGACGUCGUUCAGCAGAUCCUUGUCGCCAACGAGGAUGGACAAGCUGUUGUUGCGGAGGACCUGUCCAAGUUCUUCGACAGCGUGGACCACCGUGACUUGGGCCUGGCUCUUGUUAGGCUGGGAGCUCCACGGCAAUUCCGCGAAUUCGUGCUUGGCUUUUACGGCGAGCACUACAAGCUCUUCUCGGCCGGUGGGAUGCUGGGGGAUAGAUGGCACAGUACCAGCCGCGGCUUGUGCCAAGGCUGUCCGCUCAGCCCUCUCCUGGCUUCGACGUUGCUGAUGGCUUGGGCUCUGCGUUUGGAACGCUGUCCGGGCGUCAGGGCUGCCUCCUUUGUCGACGACCGCUUCCUUGUGCUGACGGCCGAUGCUGAUGCUACUGCCGCCCGCCGGGAGAGCAUGGCUUUUGACGCCGCGCUUGGCUUCACCUGUGACGUCUCGAAGAGCAAGGUCGCUUCCUCUUCUGCUUGCGCCUGGGCUGCCGACCUCUCGCACGUCUUCGGCUACGAGUGGGUUAAGUCCUUUAAGGUCCUCGGCCUCUUGAUCGACUUCGACUGUGUCGGCCAGGUGACGCUGGCCAACUUCUCUGUGGAUGAGGAAGCGCAGAAGCUGCGGAGACGUGCUUUUCCGUGUGGGCUCGACAAGGCCGUUCCACUUGCUCUUGAGGAAACGGUUCCGUUGAACGUGGCUUGCCGGCGAUGGCCGGCUGUCUUGGGCUUUGCUGUGGAGGUCCUUCGUGAGCUUGACUGGCAGACGGAGGACGGAGGACGUGAGAUCACUAGGAUUGGCACCGCCGCAGGGCCGUUCUUCAAUGCGGCCGUCGGCACAUCGGUUAUCACCGCCCUCAGGCGGAGCUGGCUACCGCCUGCCACGCUAUGCACCUUUCAAGGGCACAAGAAGUUGCAUGAUGAUGGUGACUUGUACCUCCGGCAGCUUUGCCUCGGCUAUGGCUGCUCCACGUGGGACAAAAAGGCGAGGCACAAGCUUGAGCUGCUGCCGGUGUGCCCCUGUGAUGUCGAGGAGCCCAGCAGGCGGUCUUUACUGAUAGGUUGGGCGAGCGAUUGUUGGCUGGUGCUGUGCCAGAACUUCUCAGGAUGCUGUCCUCCUCGACACCGAUGGUUUCAUGCUGUUGCGGCCUCGGCGGGUGUCAUCGAACAUGGGCCCUCCUUCGCCAUCGGUGUCGACGGCGAGGACCAGUCUUCCUACACGGCGGAGUUGGAGGCCUUUUUGCUGCUGCUGCGGGUAGGACGCGCGGGAUACUUUAUCCUUGCCAUGGACUGCAAGGGCGUGCUGGACACCUGGAGGGGCGGUGGACGCCUCCCCUUCUUUGCGCAGAGCUUUCGUACUCUGGCUGUGCAGUUGCAGGCAAAGGGCACGCAUCUCGAGCUGGUCUGGGUGCCGAGCCAUGGGAAACCGGUGCCGUCCUCGUGGACUCCGUGUCGCCGAUGCUCGCUGGAUCGCCUUCGCGCCAUCAAUGCGAGAGCCGAUAAGGCUGCUGGACGCCUUGCUCGCCGUCGUGCAGCUGGCUCCUUGCGGCAGCGCUGCCUCAGCGAGAGGCGGGAGGCUGAGCGAUGGGAACGCAAAGUCCUCAGCGGUUGCGAUCAUGUUGCCGUUGGCACUGGCACUGUCGUGGACAAGAAGGGCAUUCAAAGAUACCAGCAGGACAUUCGAGACCGAGCGGCUGUUUGCAUCGAUGGGGGUGAGAUCAUCCGGGUAGAGGCCCACCCGAUUCCCGAGCACCCGAGGCCCUGGAGGGUCAAGGACAGGGCGAUCCUCGUCGAAGAUGCCGCCGGGUAUGUGACCAAGUGCUCUGGUGACGAUCGUCAAGAGUACGUGCAGAAGGUGACCUUCGACUCGUAUCUUUACAAGACAGUCCAGGGCAACGCAUCUCGCCUGAGCUUUGACCCUGUCGGAGAUCUGAAGCUGGGAUGGAAGACACUCACUUCCCUUUACAAGUACAACAACCAGAAGACGCCAGAAGAUGGCAUUGCCUGUUGGCGUGGGAGUGGCUCAACACAUAAUUCAGCUGUUUUGGCGAUAGAUUUAUCUGCCAUGGGGGAAAAUGCUGGCAAAUUCGCCCUUAUGGGAUGCGGCCUUGUGUGCUUGGGCUUGCUGAUUUUCGUCAUCGUAAUGCUGGCGUCCAUUACGGUCGUCAACGACCGGCAGCAGAUCCUGUACAUCUUUCCAACCACGAAAGAGGUGAAGAAUGGUCCUUUCACUGAGAUCAUCUGGCCGCACAUAACUCGUGAAGUGAGAGACGCUGUGCAAGUAUCGACAAGUGACUUUGCCGUCUUGAAGCAUGAGCGGACACAAGAGCUUCGUCAUGUUCCCGGUCCAGAAUUUGUCUUUAUGGGAGCCUACGAAUCACUGGAGGCGAUUAGAUCCAAGACCGUGCUGCAGAAGCAAGAGUACAUCCGCCUCGUGGACAAGAUGACUGGGGAAGAGCGUGUGGUGGAGGGUGCCACGACUUUGGUCCCACGACCACUUGAAGACGCUCCUGCGGGUGUGGAGACUGCGAUUGUCAUUGGAGCGCAGAAUGCGGUCCUGGUGUACAACAAGACCUCGGGCAUCAGAAGCCUGAUCAGACAGGCUGGUGCCUUUGUUCCAGCCCCUUAUGAAGAGAUCCUCAGCGAGCAGCAGGCUGUUCUUCUGGAACCCCUGCAGUAUGCCGUUGUCAAAGAUCUCCUCACUGGCGAGGCGCGGAACGAGGUUGGGCCGCAGCUGCUCCAAGCAGGUGCUUACGAGAGCAUCCUGGAGACCAAACGGAAGCUCGUUCUGGAGAAGGACGAGUACAUCCAAUUCCUGGAUAAAAAGACGGGCAUGGAGCGAGUCCUGCGAGGUCCCGACCAAGUCGUGCCCGAGCCUAAUGAAGAAGCCGAAGAUGGGGUUCAGAAGGCGGUCUUCCUCACCGACCAGCAGGCCGUGGUGGUCCUGAACAGGACUUCUGGACAAAGGCGGCUUGAAACCACAAAUGGGGUUUUCUUUCCGGAAGCUUACGAGAAGGUGCUGGAGGUGCGAACAAAAUACGUGGUCCUGACCAAUCAGGCCGCUGUGACAAGAGAUGUCCUCGGUGCACUAACGAUGAUCAGUGGAGCAAGUGGCAGCACGGCUUUCUUCUUGCAGCCGUACGAGGAACUAGUGGAGAUGCAAUGGUCCGUGUACGACUCUCCGGAUGCGCAGGAUCCGGUUCCGACGACCACGGUUUCCAUGAUCGAUCUCCGAGCUCAGAAGAUGUUUUUCAAUGUGGAAGUGCGAACCAGCGACAAUGUGAAAAUGAGACUCGAGGGUACGAUCUUCUGGCAGGUGCAGGAUGUCCUCACCAUGAUUGCGACGACAGCUGAUCCUGCCGGUGAUGUGUCGCAGCGGGCGCGGAGUGGACUGGUAUCAGCAGUAAGCCAAAACACCUUUGCAGUCUUCAUGAGUCAGUUCAACAACAUUACCGCGCAGGCUUACGCUCAGCAAGUAGCAGACGGCUUUUACAGCUCACGUGGUGUGGAGCUGCAAAGCAUGGAGAUGACCCGCUACGACAUGGUAGAUCAGGAGUCGAUCCGGAUCGAGAUCCGUCGCAGGCAUCAGUGGUUGAUUCAAAAUGUGAAACUCCCAGUGAACUGGCCGGAGGAGACUGCAGACAUCUUACAGCUGAUCAUCCAAGAAAGCACGAACCGCAUCAACCGCUUGCAGCAGCAGGAGAGUGAGAACGAUGUUUUAGCGGCAAAGCUGGUGGCAGACAUUCAGUUGGAGCAGCAGCGUACGGAUUUCAUCAGAACGCAGGCGAGUAACCAGAGGCUGGCGGCUCUCUUGGAAGGACAAGCUCAAGGCACUGAGCUCGUAGAAAGUGCCGCGGCCUUCAUUGAUGGUUUGAACGAGACGGUGCCGGAUGUGGCAGACCGGACAGAGUUGUACAGGAUGCAUCAGCUUCUGGACGCACGGAACGCAGACACACAUAACUUGGCCUCGGGCCAGGCCCAGCUCUUCCUCACACCUUCCAAUCUCAAUUUACAGCUGAGAAUGGCAAAUGACGAGCUGUAA